UAUAUAGUGCGGUUGGCAACUUCUCCCCUUGUUCCGAUCUCCGUUUUAUCGCUUUCGACCUUCACGGCUUUGCACUUGAUGCAAUAAUUGCCACGAAAAGUACAAAGAAGUCAAAUUGUGCCAUUUCAGAAGGUGCAGUGUGAAACAGCAGAGUUUGAGUCCACCUGAAGUGAAGUUAUCGCUUCGUGGCCCUGUGGUUUCCCAGUUCAAGUGAGGCCGCCUUCCAGGUCGCCUUCCCGUUUCAAACUUCAAACCUCAACAAUCGCGUCUGUUGGUAUCCUUCACCUUCUCGACACCCAACACCAAAUCUCACUCUCAUCUCGGACAUUCCCUCUAUCUUGCAAAUACUGCCUCGAACAGUUCUGUGUCUCAAACUGUUCUGCAAAAGAAGACCCCGCGUUCUAUCCUAGCGAUGGAAGGCCAACAGGGCAUCAAGCGAAAGGCUGAGGCUUCGCCAGAACGAACGGGUCGCGCAAUGACCAGUAAAUUGAUCAAAGAGAAUGAGGUCGACAGUAUAGAAGAUAUAACUACAUCCACCUCGACAAGCACACUUUCAUCUGAUUCACCCAAAUCUGACCAUAGUGCCAACACCAGCGUCAGCUCCCGAAGUGACAAUGGAAGUGACGAUGAAGAUGAAGAUGAGGAAUACGAUGAAGACGAAGAAUAUUGGGGAGAUGAGCAUGAGCAUGAUGAUGAUGAUUAUGAUGACUUGGGCCCUCCAGAGAGAGAGGUCGACGAACAAAGGCACACCUUAGGUGGCUCUGAAGUUACUUUCAAACUUUUCAUCCAAGACGAUGACGAGGGAUUCGACGACUGGAUGCACACUAUCCAUGUCCAUUGCAGCUCCGACGGCACGGAAAUUGGGAGAGCGUUUGGUAGCUUUGUGAAGCGAGAUCGCAUCACAGCUAAUUUCUGGCGGGAAACGGAGAAGCCGUGCCAAGAGCUCUCCAGUGUCGCUUUUGAGCUCUUUGACCGUUACGGCCGACUCAAUCGCGAGUUUGUCGACCAUACCGUUCGCAAAGGUUCUGGCUGUUGGGGAAGUGAGCUUGACGUUGGCUCCCUUUUCAUCAUCGAACAUGUACUAAUGGAAAGGGACUGGCGACGCAAAGGCGUGGGAAAGAAAAUGGUGGAGUCACUCAUUGCCAAAGCCAGCGCUGAGCAGAAAAUACCGGAGACUCUUGCCAGCAAUUCCAGUGCUGACGACAGAAGGGCGAAGUCGUUUUUGAACAAAAACGAUGACAAAGCAAACAAGCUCGCUUUUACUCUUGUAUCCCCCGGUUGGCUUAAUGGGGAUAUCAGUCAAGACCUCAUUGGGAAGACACCCCGCGAACAGCGAGAUAUUCAAUUCGCCGCCCACGAUAUCUCGGUGGCUUUCUGUCGCUCCAUCGGCUUCCGUCGAAUUGGGGCAUCGUCGUGCUUUGGUCUUGCUGUAGACCCGAAUCACGAAGCUCACAAAAUCUCCAUUAAUGUCGAUUACAACCCGGCUGAAGAGGAAGUAGAUGACGAGGACCUAGAGGCCUUACAUACAGCUGAUAAGGCGUUCUUUAGAGAAGAGGAGGAGCAUUCACUCCUUAUGGAACUACGUGAGUGCGUCAAACAUUACGAGGAGGUCAACAAACUUCCAAACGCCAAGGAAGAGUGGAAGAAGGUAGAUAAAAAGCUCAACACCGUAUUACACAUCGCAAGUUGUGAAUACAAGCUCAAAACAGUUGAAUGGCUCCUGAAAAAUGCCGACGUGUGCCAAACUCUAGGUUCUGCCAGGAACAUUAAAGGCUAUACAGCCCUUGAAGGAUUACAGAAUGUCCUCGAGGCAAAACGCACAACUAAGGAGCGUGGAAUGAUGACAAUCUGUAUCUCGGACCACUUUUCCGGCUUUCCCAUUGACGCUGUCAAUUGUCUCGCUGCCCUGCAAGGCAUCAAAGUCCCAAGUCAAAGCCAAUCACUCCGUCUAAAGUUUGGGUGCACCUGCGGACAAUGUGUCGACGGCUUCUUCUCUGUCCGAAUGAAGGAGGCCCUCCUGUCCAAGGCAGAGAUGUGCGCCGACAUGCUAGACGAAUACGAUGAUGGGCACUUCUGGGUUGAAAUGCAUAGAAAUUUAACACGUCACGUUGCCCCAGAUAUUCUGCAUAAUUUCAAAACCAACAGGUCCCUCCGCCACGGGUUUGUGAAUAUCUUUGGUCAUGCAGCGGAUGCCAUGCUCCGCGGCGCUACUCCCAGUGUGCAGAAUGUCCUAGAUGCCUGGAUCAAUUCUGGCGAGUGGCCACCGGUCACUGGGUCUUAUUUUCACAGGGGAGGCACUGCUGUAGAUGCAUUGCGCGUCAUGUUUGAAGCCGUUCGAGCUGAAGAUCACUGGGCGGGGAAUAAUAUCUUUGGGGUCGAUGAGGAGCUUGCGGCCCUACCACAUUGCCGGAAUGACCUUGAGUUUGGAAUGGUUGCUUUGAUGUGCGGGAUGCCCAAUUUGUGAUUGCGUCUGCUAUAGUGCCCCGACGAUGCUAUACGUUAUGUUACUUGUGAGGUGCCCGGUUUGUGAGCUACUGAGUCCCGAUAGUGCUAUGUGUUGCUCACCAAUUUGCUUUUGUGGAUGAGUUGCAGCUGGCUGGUAAACUCUUUUGGUGGAUAUUUUGCUGGUUGCUGAAGAUGAAUAGCUUACCUCUUUGUUGUUGUUUUGUUACCCCUAUAUUGUUGCAGCUUGGCUUUGUACUCGGGCAGGCAGUUGGAGAUUAUUAUUCGAGACGAG
This is a messenger RNA of Pseudogymnoascus verrucosus, 2737 nucleotides long. RefSeq lists its product as uncharacterized. The transcript is spliced from 3 exons. The record is from RefSeq and is a predicted model, not a curated record. The coding region runs from base 413 to 2464 and encodes 683 amino acids. Lineage: Eukaryota; Fungi; Ascomycota; Leotiomycetes; Thelebolales; Thelebolaceae.